Messenger RNA from Penicillium brasilianum, 6963 nucleotides. Lineage: Eukaryota; Fungi; Ascomycota; Eurotiomycetes; Eurotiales; Aspergillaceae. The record is from the annotation of a GenBank genome assembly.
AUGCAGAUGGAACCAUGGCGGAAACGAGGGUUUGUCCCAGACUCAGACGAGGAUGAUGGCUUCGAUUCCCUUGACACGGGCCCCGCGGCGAUUGACAAUGCAAGUGAUGCAAGCGACGAAAUCGACCUCGAUUACAUCCCCCUCCCUACGGCGACGUCCAAUCUCGAGCAGCGCCCUGAGGAUACCGGAGAUUCAGAGUUGCGGGAUGCGAUAGAACCCGCCGAGGGGCAUACUGACGGUGAAUCGGCGGAAGGCUCUCAAGAACUGGUGGAUUUGGUUUCAACGCCUCCAAAAAAGAAAGGGUUAUCCACCAAACAGGGCUCGGAGCCUGCGAGUGCAGCAAAAGAGCCCCCAAAAUCUGUUUCAUUGGAAGAACAGCCUACGAAGCUACGACGAGCGACCCGAACGUAUGGGAAACGACACUCAACAACGAAAACGCCUGAUGGAAACACCAAUGAACCACGCCGCAAUGUGCUGGCAGACCUUGACGAUAGUAUAUGGGAUCUUCCUAGUUCGCCAGCGACGCAAGUAAGGCCUGGCCGAAAGUCUAUAAGCCCGGAGGUUACCCCAAAGCCUUCUAUACCUGCCCAGAGUCUGCAGUCUCAUGCCGCUAAAGAAUCUGACGCCUGGAGCGACCAUCAAUUGAGUGAGAUAGGGAGGUCGCGAAGCUCUUCGCCGGAUGAACUCGCCUUCAUUCUACCACCACCACCACCACCUCCUCCACCGCUCAUGGCAUCCAUUGCAACCAAGAAACAAUUCGAGGAUGCUGAACCACGAGGGUUCCCAGAGGUCUCGGAUGAUGACUCUCCUUUGUCGUCGCCUCCAUCAUCCCUUCACUCGCCGCCUCCGGCUGCGGACGAGGAUGAGAGGGGUGCCGCCCCAGCGGCAAUGCAGCUAGAAAAUCCGAAUCCAACUGCACCAGACUUCGAAAUUCCCGAGAACAUUCUGACAGAGCUGGCUCAACCAGUGCGGAGGUCCUUUCGCGAGCGCAAUGCGAUUCAAUUACACCCCUACGCCUUGGAAAUGGCCAAGUAUCAACGCCUGAUGCAAGAACGAGGCAUUCGACCGGUUCGAAUGGCCAUGCCAGCAGAAAAGAAUAAACAAUCUGAGAAAACGGAUGAAAGGCAGGAAAACGAUGAUUUUGAUCCUAGCAGACUUCGUUCAAGCCCUCCUCCAGAAGAGUUUCUUCCUCCAGUUAGGUCUGCACGGCGUCAUGAAGGUAAUCCCACUGGACAGCCAACUCGGCAGCGUGAUCAUCAGCACUCUCCUCUUCACCGAGUGCAUUCACAAAAACGGAGAAAGAAGUCACAUUCAGGUCAUGAGCGUGAAGCCAGACGUUCACCUGAGUACCAUGCAACGCCCCAGGUUGUCAUAAACGCCAGAAAUACGCCAGAUAAUCGACAGGGCCCCUCUAUAUUCGACAUACCGUCCAGCCCGCCACAUUCACGAAGUGUUUCGUCAUCAAAAACACCACGAGCAUCAGAGGGUCUGCGGUUCGCGUUGGGGUAUACACCACCUCCGACUACGACCAUGGGCGAAGAGUCAAAUUCGACGACACCAGUUGUGGGUGAAUCUAGUAGGAGACAUACGGACCACCAAGGCUCGAUUAUUCAGAUCGAUGAUGACUCAGACUCGCAACAAUCGCGAGAAUCCACAGUUGAGCCCGAAGAAAGUGCAGAGGAUCGUCGGAUUCGGGAAAUGCAACGGAGGACUAGAGGUGUCCUUCCUGCAUCCUGGGUGAGGCUCAAUGCCGAAAAAUCUGAGAAGCACAAAGCGGGACAGAGUAAUCGACAUGUUCCCGUGAGGAUAGACGGCAAAGGCGUUGCCAAGAAGAUUACUCGAAAGCCCGAACAAGCAGGGAGAGCGAACGGCCCGGGUCGAGCCUUGUUUGAUUUCGCAGACUUUGAUGAGAGUGAGGAUGAUGACGACCAAAGCACCAAUAUCUCUCCCCCUCUCAAUAAGGACUUCGAGGAACGAUCGGCGGGGAGAGUUGAACUGGAAAAUGCGUUCGAUCGAGAUGGAGACGCUAUGGAGGACAACCGGAUUGAUUACAUGCUUGCACCGGUCUCUCGCAAACAAUCCGGUCCCCGCGAGAAGCGGAAGAGCCUGAAACGAGUUAAAUCGAAGGAAAGUUCAGGUCAGACCGAACGCCGCCUAAAGAAAGCUCGCUUGCAAAGACAAACGAGACUUACCGAUUCCUCCUACGGAGGGCGUCGAAUGAAGCAGACUUCAUCAAGAUCAGCUCCACGAUUAGGUAUUUUGGAUGCUCCCGAUGUGGCUGCUAGGCCUCGUGAAGAACUGCCACAAUUUCUACGAAUUGCUGCAAGGGGAGCUCGAUCGCGGCGAGAUCAGGGUCGUCAAAGCCCGACUCGGAAGUUUGUGCAGCUGAGCUCAAGAGUGGACACAGCCGACGCAAAUCAGUCUUUGCCGGACUGGAAAAAAGGAGCAAUACCUCGAGCAAGGACCACUCGAGCUCCAUCUAAGCCUCGCAAGCGCGAGACGCUCUCGGGUCUUUCAUCUGGCCCUGGCCGCGCUGCGCCUGUUGUCCGGAGCUCUCAUAUCACGAAUCAUUUCUCUGUUGCCAAUAUUGAGAUUCUGUCAGAUCAUGACGAUUCACCUGUGCCUGCACCGGCUCCAAUCAGGAGUCCUUCGGUUCCUGUCGAGCUCGCCGUUUCUCAAAGUGCAAAUGCCAACCCUGUGCCACCUGCACAGUCGGAACGACGAGGCCAUCAGUGGAUUGUUCAAAGAAAUAUGCCGAUAACAUCACUGCGACGAAAUGAUCCAAGGCCCGCUCCAACAAGCCUAGCAGCGCCUACUGGAAACCAGUCGGCCUCGAAGGACAUGUUCAGGAGGUCUUUGACAUUGCUCAAUCGCAGGUACCGACACGAAAAUUCCUCUCGGGCCUUUCAAUCUAGCCUGACCCUCGAUCGGUACAUUUCUGAUAAAGGCACACUGUCUUCUCCAACUCUGCUGAAGCCGUCUUCUAUGGCCCCCGGGGACAUCGACAUCAGGACAUCAGAUCCCAAAUCCCUACCAGCUCGGCGUCGUCUGAAGAAACACCGACCCACUCGCAUUAAUCUUGAAUCGGACGAGUUUGUCCAGAACCAAGCCCUUAUUACAACAAUCUCUGACGAUUGGGACUCUCCAACAAUCACUCACUCCGCUCCUGCUGGGACAUCGACCUUCAGUCUUGGGGGAUUGGUGAAUUGGCAACGCUCGUAUUCCAUUGACUUUGGGGUACUGCCCUUACAUGACGGUACCUUUUUCCAUGAGUCUACAUUCAUAGGCAGUGGCGAAAUCUCUCGCUCAUUGCAUAUCGCAAAGCGAGACAUGGACAAGGAGGCAGGUUUCUCGUCAAUAAAUGCCAAAGAUCGGAUAUUGCAAUGGGGAGCGUGGAACGAAAGGGUUUCUUCGGAAAUGGGAUCUGUCUUCGGCAUGAUUCUGGACGGCAUUGAAAAGAAUGCAUCGUCAUCGCCGGCAAGCAAUGCAGGACCAGACUUGCUGGCUGUGUCUCAUGCAUACCGAUCGAUCAUUACCUAUGUGACGGAGCAUUUGUCGUUCACUGACCCGGUCGAUCGAACAAGCUUCAUUCCCCGAGCCACGGGACUAAUCUCUUCGUUGAGGGAUCCGCUGACUGCUUUCAUCGCUGGAGGUGAAUACAACCAAACUGGGCUUGUGCGGAUUGCGUGCUACAAUCUGCUAUUUGCCAAUCAGAUCCGUCAAAUUUCUUCUCACAAGCUUGUUGGAAGUGGGCUUGCCGGCGAUGCCGUGGAUCUUGUCAAGAUUUGUGCUACAGACACUAUUGCAUUGAUUCUAUCUGAACCCGGAAUCGCCGAGAUCCGACGCCUUUUCGAGGAAAACAAGAAGCCUGAGCAGCGAGAGUCCGGUCUUCGUGAACAAUUCCCUACAGCAGAAGCUUACUUGAUCACCGAGUCCCUUUUCCGCAGUUCGGACGCGCUGGCUGGGAUAUUUAAUGAUCUCCAAACCGAUUCUUGCACCAAGAAUAUCGCUCGCAACGACAGGGAUGUUGCUCGCAUCGAGACGGGGUGGUGUCGAUUGUUCUCCCUUCUCCCCUUCAACGAUAUCGAUAAUCAUGGUAUUGCCCGACGAGCGAACCGUUUCAAGGCUGCGCAUGACAAUUGGUCGCUCGUUAAGAAGCUUCUAUCUCCCGCACUGGACAAUUAUGGCACCAACUCUGCAACCCAGCCCAUUUCAUACAAUGUCUACUGCCGAGUACUCUUUCAAAGAUGUCAUCGCUUGAUAAAUACCUGGGGGUGGAGAGAGUGCCGGCCUAUACUCGAUACACUCUACGACUUCUUUGCACAAAAUACUCUGUAUAACUUGAAGCUCGAGGAAAGUCGCGGGUCUCCUUCGUUCCUCGAUGAACUCGAUCAAACUCCAUCACUGGAUUUGCAACCCGGGGAGCCGUGCUUUCACACAUUGCUCAAGAUUAUUGCAAGUGGUCUGCGCUUUUUAUCCGAGCGAUAUCACGCCAAGAAGGUUCGAAACUUUGCAUGGCGCCUGUUGCCAAACCAUGGCCGCGUGUACCCGAAAGAGAAGCCCCUGCGUCGUGAAGAUCUUGAUGCAUUGAGAAACCACCAUGAUCUCCUCUGUACGUUGUAUUGGGUGAUCCCUCCCGGAUUACGAUUUCGAGUGGAGAUCAUCCGUGAUUUGGUUCAUCCAGCUAGCUCGCACAAUGAGACGUGUAGCAUUAACCUUCGUGCGUGGACAAGACUUGUCCGUUUCAAGUUGUCAACAAACGAAGACAUGUCAGAACUGGAGCCGUUCGCCAACUGGCACAGCUUUUUCGUGAGUGAGCUUAGACAACAGCACGCGCAUGCUCGAAAGGAGAUUGAGGCGCAGAGCAAGAAUGGCGAGAAAGUCUCUCAACAUCUCAUUGAAAGUACUAUCGCCCAGAAUCAGCGACCGAUUGAGAACCUCUUGUCCAUGGCACUGAGUGGCCUCCGAACGGCCGUUGAGCGAGCACCUUCAAUUGAGCAUGCGCUGCGCCUCAUUUCGAAGACACCCUUUGAGUCUCUGCUCGGGCUUUUCAACCCAAAGCUGGCACGAGUAAAUGUGGUCGUGUCAGAUGCGUUGCAGGUGAUUGUGGCUUACACUCAGAAGGAUCCUGCAGUUGCAUUGGGCGCUGUUACGCAGACAGCGCCCGCACCUGCCGUUUCAACGGAGGAUGAUAGCCAAGAAUUCGAGGACGUUGACUGGGACGAAAGUCUUGAUCAUGCCAUGGUACAGCCAGAACCACCGAGUGAGGGUGUUCAGUAUGUUGAGAAAGUCCUUCAUUCUGUUGUUUCCCGUCUGCUCUCGAAUUGUUUCGGUGAGGACCACUGCCCCGAAGAUGCAAUUCUUACGAGUGUUGUGGAUUGCUGGACAUCGGUUGCCCAGGUCAUGGUCUUCCACAAGCUGAGACAGUGGGAUAAUUACAUGGAUCCUGUCAGUGUUGAGUCUUGGGCCAGUCUUCGGGAGACGGUACAGACACGGAAAUUCACACCACGUUUCCUGGCUGGAUGUAUCGAGAAAGACGGCCGUAUCCUCUCUGACAGUCGAGUCCUUGUCAUGGGUAUGUGGAUGUCUUGCUUGGUGGAGCGAUCUUCAAUGUUGAAGUACCAGCAUCGUCUCACCGAGGCAAUGUUGAACGGAAGUCCCCAUGAUCCUUUGCUGAAGAACCUUCCUUUCUACAAGGACAAGAAAAGUGAGCGAUACAUCAUCACUCUCGAAGAGCUCAGUUGGCGGCGAAUCUCUCUCCUAUCGAGCAUUUUGUCGAACAUGCGCGAGCAUGUGCUGAGCCUUGAAGCAUUGGACAGUCCAGACUUGAAUGUCGUCAAACAAGAUUAUUCCGAAAUGCUCAAGAGACUGAUGACCGCUAUGCGAAGUAAUUAUCAAGAACUUGGCAAUGGAGCCGUGGAAUCUGCUCAGGGCGCAUAUGUCGAUUUUGUGCAUCGUAUCAUCAGGUUUUUGCAAGAACUAACGAGCGAUAUCCGUCCCGUCGAUCCCUUCUUCACGGACCCGGCGGUGUUCCCCUUGCCAUCCUCGGACCCGCGCUACAUUGUUGCAAAAUUGAAGCGUUACGAGCCCAAGUUGUCCUCCAGUAAGGAAUUGCAGACCUUGACCAUGUUCAUCCAAAGUAUCGUCGAGAGAGCGACUAUGGAUGGCCAACACGACCAUCUAGUCAGUCAGCUACACUCCGCUAUGAAAGAUAGCUACGAGUCGGGAUUGCUCCACAAACCCACCCUUCGGGCUGUUCUCCUGCAAUGUGUAUUCCCAGCAUACAUUGAACUCGCCUUUAGUAACUCGACUGCUUGGUUGCUUGGUCUGCCGAUCAUCAAAAGUAUCUCCCUCGUUUUCAAGGACAUGUUGUUCAACUUGAACACGAUGGAUUCUGCUUGCGUCUCCUCUGUCUUGAGAAUUCUCGACGCCGUCUUCCAAGCAACGCAUCAAGCACUUCGCCCUCUCUCCAAUCGGUCGGCUCGACGUAGAGAUCCCGUCGUCUUGAUGAUGCUCACUGCUUUCGCCGAUAUGAUAUCUUCAUCGCUUGUCGUGGUCGACUACAUCGACCGUGUAACCGAUGCCGCAGAAGGUGUACUCUCAUACAUCGAGUGGUUCCGGGAAUUCUUCGUAGCUGAAUCCACGUUGGAUGCUGCGGUCGCCAGAUCGACGGUCCUUUGGCCCUCUAUGCUCUCUUCGGAUGGCGCAACCAAUGACUUGCCUCCACAACUGGCUACCGCUCGGCGGCUUGCAUUCGAGGAUCAUCAGUCUUGCCUUAGGAACUGGUCAUUCCACGAUAGAAAGUACUAUUACACUCGCCCUGGUCAUGACUCGAAACUUGUCACCAUCGAGCCCGAGACCGCUGCCUUUAUCGAGAACGGGGGUUCGGCGAGACUGGAGUUUGAGGAUGCUGUCGCAGAUUUCGUCGACCGUCUUGAACAGUUCAACUUGUGUCCGGAAUGA